Molecule: messenger RNA, 717 nt
Organism: Diplodia corticola
Lineage: Eukaryota; Fungi; Ascomycota; Dothideomycetes; Botryosphaeriales; Botryosphaeriaceae
Product: methyltransferase-like protein
Exons: 3
Coding region: 1-717 (238 amino acids)
Source: RefSeq, a predicted model, not a curated record
AUGAACGUGACCGACGCAAACCGCCAGAAGUUUGACGAAAUGGCAUCGCAGUACGACGCCAAAGACUGGCACAAGAAGAUGGCCAACAUGAUCACUGGCGAGAUCCGAAGCCGUCUUGAUUGGUUUGGCGUAGACUGGGCAAAGGAGCACGAUAAGAGCCGAGAUGUCCGUCUCCUGGAUUAUGCUUGCGGCACUGGCUUAAUCUCCCGGACCCUUGGUCCUUAUGUGACAACGAUCCGCGGGAUCGACCUGUCCUCGAACAUGGCUGCCGAGUACAAUUCUCGCGCCGUUGCUGCCGGUUUCAGCCCCCAAGAAAUGUCCGCCGUCCAGGGAAACGUCGCCGCCAAGGACCCCGAGGCCCAUCUGGCCGACCAGGCUCUCUUCAACUUCGACGUUGCCGCCGUUGGGCUUGGAUUCCAUCACUUUGAUGACGUCUUCCUUGCAACCAAACGCAUCGCUGAGCGGUUGAAGCCUGGCGGUGUAUUCUUCAUCGUCGACUUGGUCUCCGAGAAGCCACAUGACAUACCGCCCGAGCUCAGGGACUACGUCAAAGUCUUUGGCUUCAACGAGUCAGGAAUGCGCAGUCUUUUCGAGGGAGCAGGCCUAGUCGAUUUCGGCUUCAGUGUCAUAGAGCAGCCGGGCGAGAUGCAGAAAUCUUCCGGAGAAAAGUUCACCGUGACACUGUUCGUCGCCAAAGGAAGAAAGCCUACGGACUGA